ACCCUGGUCGACCCCAUUGGCUGAAUUGAAGUCACCUGGCCCAGAUGGGCCAAUCAGAUGCAACACCCACCUAGGUGUUCCACACCUUCCUGACUGGACGCUUGAACCUGCGUCCUGGAACACUGAUGGCGAACUUUAAGGGCCAUGCUCUCCCAGGGAGUUUCUUCCUGAUAGUUGGACUUUGGUGGUCGUUGAAGUUCCCACUUAAAUACUGUCAUCAAAAACGGAAGAGCAACCAUAUGAACCACAAUUAUUCACGUCUCGAGAUAGCUGAAGCAGUAAUUAGGACUGUGUUUCCAAUUAUUGGUAUUCUGGCAGAGCAGUUUGUUCCAGAUGGGCCUCACCUCCACCUGUCUGCUGACGACCACUGGGUCAAGCUGAUGAACUGGCAGCACAGCACCAUGUACCUGUUCUUUGCAGCUUCAGGAAUCACUGAUAUUCUCACCUACUCUGUCACCUACCUUCCUUUGGGGAUGGACAGAUUGGUUAUGGCUCUGGCAGUAUUCAUGGAAGGUCUCCUCUUCUACUUCCACGUUCAAAACCGACCACCACUGGAUCAACACAUCCACUCACUCCUGCUGUUUCCCCUGUUUGGUGCGACCGCCUGUCUCUUCCUAGAAGUGAUCCUCCGGGAUAAUAUUGUGCUGGAACUUUUCCGAACCACUCUUACUGUUCUUCAGGGAACCUGGUUCUGGCAGAUUGGGUUCGUCCUGUUCCCGCCUUUUGGAAGACCUGAGUGGGACCAGAAAGAUCACGGGAAUAUCAUGUUCAUCACCAUGUGCUUCUGCUGGCACUGCUUGGGUGCUCUCUGCAUUGUACUCUCCAACUACGCUCUUGUUCAAUGCUUUAUGAAGAGACUGAAAAAGUGCAGCGGUGGAGAAAUCAUUGGGAUCCAGAAACUAAAGUCAGGUCACCCUUACCACACUGCCCUCUUAAAUGCAUCAGAUGAAGAAUGAGAUACAGGUACCAGGAAUAGUGAUGCCAGACGGCAUGUCUUGGUGAAGUACCCUUCACAGAGGAAAACACAAGUCAGCCCCAUUCGCGGCAAGCUUCUUCUGGUUCCCAGGGCCAGCACUGAGUGCAGAGCAGGAAGUGGCCUGAUGAACUUGAGGUGUGAAUAAAGCAACAGGUUCAAUGCUUAACUUCCUCCUUUCUCCAGAAAGUGGACACUCUUAUGAGAGAUACCAAGCAUGAUAAAAUGGACAGUGCCUCCAGUUUACAGACACAACUCUCACUUCUGUAUUUUUUUAAAGUGACAUCCUACACAUGCCGAAAUGCAUCCUAAUAAUCAUAACCCACUAAAAGACUGCACUACCAGUGCUCAUAAGAGAUGAGUUGGCCCUAGGUGAUUCUGUAAAAUCAGCAAGUUAGUGACCCACGUGAUUUGAAAUGCAAACAUUUUAACUCCUCAAAGGUGCCUCCAUGGAGGAUGAUGAUAGGAGAGGUCGUAGGAGUACAUGACAAGGUCUUGAAUCUGAUACAGAUGAAAGAAAAGCAUGUACAAACUUUGGUAGCUACCCGUCAUUGUGAACCAACCCCACAAAGGUCUGUCAUACCACAGUAAUUCAUACAAAUGUGAGGAACAGUAAUUCAUACAAACAAAUGGAUGCUUCUUUGUAACAUGCAUCAAAACACUAUGUAUCUUGUUAAAGAUGAUUUUGUGUA
Messenger RNA from Echinops telfairi (small Madagascar hedgehog), 1665 nucleotides. It is a transcript of the gene TMEM45B, whose product is annotated as transmembrane protein 45B. The transcript is spliced from 6 exons. The record is from RefSeq and is a predicted model, not a curated record. NCBI's taxonomy places the organism in Eukaryota, Metazoa, Chordata, Mammalia, Afrosoricida, Tenrecidae. Bases 126 to 956 code for a protein of 276 amino acids.